Messenger RNA from Porites lobata, 29659 nucleotides. NCBI's taxonomy places the organism in Eukaryota, Metazoa, Cnidaria, Anthozoa, Scleractinia, Poritidae. The record is from the annotation of a GenBank genome assembly.
AUGUGCGGAUUCUGUCUGCUGACUGUUUGGGUCACUACGGUACCUCCUUUUUACCGCGACAGAACUCUUUCUGUUCUUAAUACCACACAUAAUGUGUAUGGAUGCCUAAGGUUUUAUUUGUCUCUCCCUUUUCGUCCGCGUUUGCUAAGAUCUCUACCUUAUCUUUUAGAUCCUUGGCCUGAUCUACCUGGUAGGAUGCAUUAAGUAUGUUUUUAAAAUCCUUAAACCUUUCUGGAGGUAGCUGCCUUAAGGAUAGGUGUUUGCUCUCGGCUUCGUCAUCUCGAGCUUUCAGAGGGCUUCUGUUUCUGAUCUUUGGAGAGCCAGUUUGGUGAGUCGCUUGAAACACUUGCCAACAACCUCUUUGGUAGUGCUAGUCGUAAUUCUUUCGAAUUGAUUGUAUUGUACCUGGUGGUGAUUGGCUUAACAACUGGGGGUGAGGCGAAAGGGUUCGAAAGUUUUAGCUGAAAUGAUGUUUUCAUCACAAGAUUUGCGAGUCUCUGCCAAUUGUACUUUUUGCAGUUAACAGGUUUGCCUUAUUUAGUUCUAAUACUCACUUAAGAAAAAUGGUACUUAGGAUGCCGUGACCGGCGUCCGCUAUUGUAGGCUCGACAGUCCCUUAGGUUGGCUAACUAAGCACUGACUAGGAUCUUGUCAAGUUGAGCAGGAAAGCCCAGUGGGGAAAUGUGCACUGCCCAGACCUGGGGUGAGGAAACUGGGAUUGAACUUGUCGAAGGUUAGUUCAAGGCAAAAGCAAAGAAGCCAGAGUCUCUCGCCUGUUUUGUUAGUGGUGUCAUGUAGAAGUUAGGGAGUGGCUUCUCUUGGAGCUUCUUGAUAAAUGUCUUGGCCUAUGCUAGUCUAGCGUUGAGAUCUCCGAUAACGAGAUAAACAUUAUGACGCUUGAUGUUGUCAGAUAUAUGGGUGAUGAUGCGGUCUAAGAUGUAACUUUUACCGGUGAUGCUUUUGACUAAGCCUUUUUGAAACAAGGAAGCUAGCCUGAGUAUCAGGCCUUCUUAAAGGACUAGGGGAGAGGAGAUUUUAGAUGGGGGAGUGGGGAGGGGGGAGAAGCUCUCCCCAUUUUUGCUUCCAUCUUUCCUCUUUUCCCCCAGAAACGCCUGAUACUCAGGCUACAAGGAAGCCCAAACCUCCUUGUCGAAAUCUGGAAGCAGAAUUUUGAAUGAACAACAAGUUCUUGUUGCCAGACCACAGUUCCUUUAUCGGAGUGGAUGACAUAAGGCGUUGUUCUUGCACAUCAGUGAUGUCAAGGCCGGAUUUAGGCUACCGAAGUAGGAUUGGUAUAAGCUCCUGACAGUGUAGGUUGAGAUGAUAAUUGGUUGGGGAAGCGAGAUUCGAUCUUUAUCAGUCCCAGCGGGCCUCUUGGUUUCCUCUUGUAGUUACGAGAACGACUUCCCUUGGCUGAGUUAUCGUUUGGAUUUCUUACAGUUUUCGGAAUCCAAAACGUUGCAGGCUGUUCUGCUUUGCUCCCUAACUUCGAUUAGUCCUUAUGCUGUUUACGGGGUUGAGGGUAUUAUUGAAACCAUAUUUGGUGUAUGGUGCCUGCAAAGAGUGCUGAAACAGCCUGUUCAGACGUCAACUACCAGAUACGGUAAGUGGUAUGGGUAACAAUGUUUUUCAAAUGCCACAAAAUGAGUUAAAGUACGACUUUUCCUGUCAAAAGCCUGCUUAUUUUCCUCGAAUUAAUUUUUGAAUUCUUGAUAAACACGGCUCCACCAGCUUCAAAGAGCGUCUACCGGCAGAAUUUCGUGAGGGAAAACGUUGAACAUAAUAAUUUAACGCGGUUGUUGAGCACUUGGUGACGUUGCGCAGUAAUCUAGGGGAUGACUUUACGCUCUGUAGGUCAGGGAUUCGACUGCCAGUCGAGGAAGUUUUUUUUUUCCUUUUUUGGCCGGUUUGUUUUUGCUAUAUUCAUUUUUAAUCUAUUGGCUGGUUUCAAUUUAUUCUUAUUUCUGCCCCGUCACUGCUUCGCGAGGUGUUGCAUAAACGUAUUUCUAGUUAUUGAAGACUAUUUUAAGCAUUGAAACUGUUUCCCGCCAUUUGCUGUACCGAUGGCAAGAAUGAACAUGGAUUGAAACUUGAAAAAUUUGGGCCAACUGUAAAACUUGUUUUUCAGGGACAAUUUUUAAUGCAAUGUUUUGCAAAAAUCACCAAAAAAGUAUUAUGGCUAGUGCUUUCUGAUAAAAUUUGCUUUAUAUCUUCUUCUUAACUCCAUAGAAACAUUUUCUGCACGGGUCAAGCCACUAGCACAGAAUAUACAUUAAACAACAAGCUUCCAUCGAAGGGAAACACUUUUGGUCUUGUCAACCAACAUGACCGUGGUGACGUCUGCUGCAAACCAGCAAAAGCUAGUAAAUAAGACCCCGUAAGAGAGUUCACUUGGGCUUAAAGCGACUGACAAAUAAUGAAAGGACUGAAAAAUGUGAGGGCCAGUGGUUUGGUCGCAACUCUCACUUUGGCUGGUACGAAGAUUUAUACAUGCGCAUUAACAACCAAUUCCAACUUUGACAGCAACCAUAUAACAGAAUCGCGCGAAUUCGAUUUCUCUACUUGGCGCUCCACCCAAGUAAAAAUGAGUUUCAUCGUCAACUUUUUUACAAUUGCAGAGACUGCUUAAUCUCUUAUCACAAUUUAUGUUUGCUGUAGUUACGGCAACCUCGGGCGCAAUACCUCAAACGGAAGCAAACUCGAUAAUAACAGUUACCAUCAUGACACCAAACUUCACAUACGAUGUUGGACAAAACGUCGUCCUUAAUUGCAAAGUUCGGACAACGAGCGAGCCUACUUUUGUACAGUGGACAAGACGUGACGGAGAAACAGUAACUGUUCUCGAAAAUAAAACGAUAAUUCCAUCAGCCACCAACGACUCAAGACUGAAACACAGUUUAUUCCGCCACACAAUCAAUAAAGUUUCCCUCGAUCAAACAGGAACAUACGUUUGUCAAGCUGAAAUCUUAAAUUCCUCACAUUUCGCGAAGGAUUUCUACCACUUAGCCGUCAGAGGUAAUUUUUAACGUAAUUAAAAUUAUUAUCACUAUUAUUCAUUGUUAUCAUUACUAUUAUUAUUUUCUUAAUCUUUAAAUUCAAUCUAUGUGAUUUUGGAUAAAGGAGAAGAAUAAAAAUCGAUACCAUCUUGAAAAUUAUCAUCUCCAAGUAAAGAAAUAAAACUAUAUUGCGUUAAUGAAUAUCAUGUUAUAUGCUGGGCUCAUACGUUUACCCUCUUACCUGUUAGAGGAUUUACAUUUGAUAUACGCCAUAGGAUAUUUUAUUGAUUUAUUUCUUUAUUUUUGAAAAUACCGAUAUUUUCGGAACAUGCUGAUAGACACCUGCAUCCUUGGUCACUUAACGUUAAGCGAAGAUAAGGGUUUAUCAUAGACAGCAUAGGAGAUAAUGAAAGUGUAACUAACCCUUUUUGCUCUUUUCGUUUGCACAAUUAGUAGAACCCUUAAAGCAAACACUAUACAUCCCAAGCGGCAACAACACACCAUUAGUGGUGUCUGUGAGUGUUUUGUCAGCCCUUUUAUGCCUGAUUACUGGAACCUGCUUGGUUUAUCAUAUAAGGCGAUUUGCAGGUAUGUAGCUUAUGCCACUGAUUAUUACCCUGCAUAUCACGGAUAGCUUCAUGGACAAGUCUCUUAGUUCCAAAGAUACCAUACAAAACUCUAGAGAGAGAGAGAGAGAGAGAGAGAGAGAGAGAGAGUACUUCUAUAAUGCAGACACCUCAGUCCUUAAUGUGGACGCCUAGCCUUGUCUCUUAAUUUGGUAUCGGUAUUAGAGAGGCCCUACCGUACAUGGGUAACUACGCACUUGAGAUAAGUUAUAAGUAUUAUUGCACUGGAUUAUUAAGUAUUACAUACAUGAUUUAUCAGGCGAGUAGAUGGAUUUAUUCUUUUCAAGAAAUUCAAUUAAUUGUUUAAGUGUGAAUCUUUGAUUUGUUUCCCAGCACAAAGAAAUGAACUUUUGCAAAGAAAUGAAAUAAAUCUUGAAAGGUAUACCCUUCUUUUGUGACGUAAUUAGUCGAUAUUAUCUCUUACUCUUUUCAUCUUCUUUCCUCUAAUCACCACUAGCAUCAUAUAGCAUGGUUCAGUCAUCAUCAUCAUCAUCAUCAUCAUCACCGUCAUCGUCAUUUUCAUCGUCAUCGUCAUCGUUAUCGUAUCAUCAUCAUCAUCAUCAUCGCUUCAUUUUCUUUAAACUCACACUGAGCCGAAAUAAAAAUAUUAUCCACCAGGCCUAUCAUGUUCUUGACAAAGCCGUAAACGGUGGCGAUGAACUGAGUCACUUACAACCGCGCAGAAGCAUCUUUUUUGUGCAGCCGGCAUUGCUUGUGAUGAUCCGAGCUCUUAACUGGAUUUAUAUUAAUUAGUAAUUAGAAACUGCUCGGAUUCGGGGUAAAUUAUUGCAAAAACCGGUUGACACUGACCUGAACAACGACUUUCCACUUGACGUGAGUUGGUUGAUUGUCACCUUCACAUCGGAUGAUUGUCCGUAUUCCGGAUUCCUGGAAAUUUUUGCUUUUGGAAUUCGGAAAUCCUGGGCUUUGGAAUCAGGAACACAGCUGAAGGAAUCCGGAAUCCCACUAACGACUGGAAUUCAGAAUCCAAGUUCCUUUGUCAAAGAUCUGUAAUCCAUUAAAUGGAAUCUGAAAUCCUCGGCGUGGAAUCCAGAAUCCAAGACAGUCUUGGAUUCCCUUACAUGGAGCGAGUCAAGAUCCACAUACAUAUUCUUCAGACUGAUCUCCAUACAUUUCUUUUAAGAAUAGUUGAGAGAAUUUCGUUUAAGAUCAAUGCGUUCUCCCUUUGGUAAUCAAUUUAGUAAUUCUCAUAACCUUUACUCUUGAUGAUCUGCUGAAGUUGUUAGGAGAAAAUUGAUGUUGGUCACUCUUGGGACCUAGAGGGUUAAAGAACAAAGCGUAAUGGGGAAUCUUUUAAGAUGCUCAAAGAGUUCAAAGCCCCAUAGGGUCCCUCCAACCUGUGCGUUCAUACAGGUUCAACUUUUUAACUCCAAUAUAUAAGGUUAAUGAUGUAGGUGGCUUGAUUUUUUAAUUGAAAUUUUGUGUUCUUCAGUGAAGAGCUGUGUGCCUUGGAUACCACCAGCUGUCUUUCAGUCUCUGCUUGGGAAGUGGCGCCAAAACAAGUCGAAUUACAACAUACUCUGGGAAGCGGUUCGUUCGGUGAAGUAUGGAAAGCUGUUGUCAGUGGAUUAAAAGGGUCUUCUGGCGAGACAACAGUCGCAGUUAAGAAGUUGAAAGGUAAGAGCUUCCAGGAAAUAAUUUUAAUUUUCAAAGUUUCACUUUUGAAGGUGCAGUCAAGCCCUUUAAGGACGCACUGACCAAAGAAACAGAGCUAAGAGUCCACUAAUAACAGAUGUAUCCGAAUAAUGUAUCGGUCAAAUCGAAGCUUCAACAUUCCCCCCCGGGCAAACCCCGGGCAUUUGACACCUUUGCCGUCCCGGGGAGGAGGGAAUUUGAUUAUCAGAGUCUUCCAGGGGGUGGGGAAUUUGAUCCCCAUGCUUUAGGGGUGGGGAAUUUGAACUGCACCCUCGAUUUCAUGUAAAAUCUUUGGCGCGGCGAGCUAUCAUGGGGGACGCGGUGUUAGAGGAUUUUCGUGGAAAAGAUUGUGCCUUUGUGGCCAAUAGGUUGCGAGGAAAGGGCUUAAACAAGCUUUGUGCCCUAUUUGAAGUAUUUGAAUUUUAAAAUUUUUAAUAUUGGAUUCAGGCUUUGAAUGUAUGAAUGUAUUUUAUUGUUGUGUUUACAAUGAAAUACAAUACCUAUAUCGUCGAUUCAAUCAGCAACAACAUAAAUAAAAUAAGAUAAAAAGCUCAGGUCAUCUACUUUGACCUACUGCAACUACACGGAACGAUGAUGCAUGUCAGUGAAAUGGUCAUGAUGUAGUAAUCUCAAUAGGUGGGAUCUUUUUUAUAGAACGCUUUGUAUGUUGCAUGACGAAGAAAAGCUGAGCAUUCAGUGAUCUUGUAGCACCGAUUUCCGCCGUUUUGCACGAGACUUUUGUUCGUAGUAAAUACGCUAACAGUGUUUCUCCGUUUAUGUUAUAUUUAUAAAUAUUGUGUUCGACAACUGAAGGUGUUUCCGCCGUCCUUCUGUCAUUUUUGUGCCUGUGAAAUGUCCCCGGGGUGGGGGCAUUUGUUCACCUGAAUGGACCCUGGUGUGGGGCAUUUGAACGGCAUUUUGGCCCGGGUAGGGGGGAAUUUGAACGAUAAUUUUCAAAAAAGUCAAAUACCCGAGGGGUUGCCCGGAGGGGGGGGGGCAUGUUGAAGCUUCGAUUUGACCGAUACAUUAUGGAGGCAGGAGUUGACCUUUUGAAAUGUCUGUGAUAGAGCGGUUUUUGUCACUGUUUGAGUGUAACGACGAGAGGGCCAGAUAAAGCAAAGACAUACGAUAAAGGGCGGAAAAUACAUAAUGGUAGAUCGAAACUGAAAACUAUCAAUGUUAAGAUUACGUGGUUAUAUGUAAGCAUGACAAUGCUGAUGAGGCAAAAUAAAUUUGAAUUAAAGCUUAUUGUCAUUAAAGAGCGAAAGUAACACGCAGUGUGAAACAAGUCAAACAACUGCUUUCAGAAUUGUGCAUCACUAAAACGUACGAGGUCAAAGACAGAAUCACACUGAACAUAAACCCUCUUUAAUCUCCUUUUAUAACAGCGCCUUUUACCUUUAACAUGACAUCGAGGCUGAAUAAAAACGGCUAAAUACCAGCUUAGGGGGUUUGAAUGUAUUCUGAAACCUUGCAGUGAACUGUUCAGACUUGGAAAAGGAGUCACUUGCACAGGAAAUUGAGCUGGGCAAAACUUUAGAUGGGGACAGACAUCCAAAUAUCGUCAACUUCCUGGGAUGCGUGUCCACGUCAGGUAAGAUGUUUUACUUUCUUUGGCCCCACAAAAGCGUAACUCAGUAAUCCUAACACGGGGUCUUAUUGGAAAAAGUUAGAAAGCGAAGGUACCGGGAUCUCAUUUCGUGAAAAAGUCUUUUUAAUUAAUAUAUUUUCACCACAAAUUUCCUGGUUUUGACAAGUUUUAAUAGCGAUGAAGACUGGACUGGUUGAGUAACAUACAGUUAUCGUCAUGUUCUGAUUCAAUAGCGUAGAGGGCUGCUUAAACGUACCACGACAACCCUAAGGGCGUUAGUUUUAGAAUGAUUUUAGCCUCCUGACAGGGGCAUUCAACGACUGCUUUCUGUUAAAUAUCGAGGCCAAUAUUGCCUAGAAUUUUCUUUUGCUUGAAGACGCUUCUAAGAACUUCUAGAUUAACGUUCCAUUCAUUUGCAGUUUUCGAAGCUUAUCUAAUAAAUUCCGAACAAUUUUCUGACGCUCAUUUUUCAUCUUUUACAACCCAGCUUACACUAUUUUUCUUAGAAAACGAAACCUAAAAUUUUCGGAUUCUAAAAUGUGAUGGAGAGAGUAAUCAGAAAAAUUCUCAUCUAAAUUGCCCCUAAAAUGUUCGGCAAAUAAUACUGAAGCCCUUGCAAUUUCGAAAAGACUUAUUACUUGUAGUAAGUUGCCCUAGGAUGACCAAACGGAUAAAAAUGUUGUAGCACCGCUUAGAAUGCAUUUCUAGAGAUCCAAAAGUACUCUGGAUAGGCUAAAAAGUGUUACGUUUACAAUUUAUAUUGGAGGAAAGUAUCGUUGGGUUCCCUGUCCUGAGCGGUCACGAUCCUUAUCGUCAUGGGUCCUUUCCGCGCUCACUGAACCCUAUGCGGUACCUGUGUUUAUGGGGGAUUCCAUGCAAACUGUAACAAACUCUUACAACAUGUAAUUUGUCACUGUUAUAAGCAAUUAAUUCAUGGAGACGUAUAGAUAGUAUCACAUUUGCCUUUAUUUCUAUGCUUCCACUUAAGAGAAGGUGAAUUUUUCUCGUUAAAAUUUGUUUACAGCUCAUAUGAUGUUAAUCUUGGAAUAUGUACCAUACGGUGAUUUGCUAGGCUACUUAAGAAAAAGCCGAGGAAUGGAAGAUAAGUACUACAACUGCCCAGAGAGUUGGCAGGAGGAAGUGACGUCAUAUGAUUUGCUUUCUUUUGCACAGCAGAUUGCUUCCGGCAUGAGCUUUCUGGCGUCUAAAAAGGUUAAUGCCUCUCAGUCUGUGACAUAAACAAUGUCUCAUCUUUCUCAUAUAUAUUUACCAAGCUCGAUAUUUUCCAUGCCUUAUUAUCACUUUUCACAUCACAGGAAGCAUUAACGCAUUGCAGGAGGCAAGUCACAUGUUAAGGAAUCAGGCAAUAGAGGACGACCACGAGUACGAGAUUUUCUCCAUACUUAGUAGUGCUCGCGCGUGAACCAGCGGCAUUUUGGCGGGAAAACGCGAUAGUCUUCGUCACUCUGCUAUGAGUUUUAGCGAGAAUGUCGUGGUGGCAGAAACAAGUUAUUAAAUGUUAGAGGUUUUACCGUUUUGGGACCGGGAAAGCGCCUAACCUCUUUCAAAAAGGUAACCGUGUUAGUUUCUUUGAUAAAAAUAAAAGUACAAUGAAGCUUUCCGAGUGUUUAUGAUCUGAGAAUACGCGAAAAAACUUUAAGUCAAAUCUUGAACCCGUAGUCGUUCUCGUCCUCGAAUCUAAAAGGUCGCUAACAUGACGGCGACGGCAACGAGAACGCAACAGAUGCGAUAGUUGUAUUUCGUCUAGCUACAGGAAACGUUCUAAUGUUUAUGCCGAUUCUUUCUGAUAAUCGAGGCCUAUUAACUCUCUUAGCCCCAAGAUCCAAAUCUUGUUUUAGACCCUUUCAAUCUCUGUGUUAUGGAUAAUUCAGGAUUACUGCUUUUGCUCUGUCCUUUCGGUUUUUUUUAUCAAGAAGGUUUAACUAUAUAUCCGGUAAUGAUGAAAAGAAAGAUGGUGAUGAAGAUGCUGUUGAUGAUGAUGAUGAUAGUAACCGUUUUUCACACCAUUGCUAGAUCAUUCAUCGAGAUCUUGCCGCUCGCAAUGUUCUAGUAGGCGUGGGUAGGAUCUGCAAAAUCACCGACUUUGGACUGGCUCUCAUAAGAGACAAAUAUCAGUAUCUUUACUGUACAGCAAUACGAAAGGUAAUUAACGAAGUACCCCUGCGUACGAAAUUAUCUCUUUUAAGUUCUACGUCGGCCGUGCUGUCCUUCCCAAGGAUUUAUCUGAUAUUAAAAAUUCGCGGGAAAAUUGAGCAAACAAUAAACUGGUCUGUGUAAACACCGUUGCAUGAUAUGACCACAAGGGAGUUGCUGGCACCGGGUUAUGGGCUCCUGCAGUCGGCUCAUACAUGUUUCCAGCCUCAAGAAAGUGAUUUGGUUUGAGUCAUCAAGCAUUUGAAAGGGGGUUUUUAAAUCCCAGAUUUUAUUCCAGAUUUCCUAAGAAUUCCAUAAUAUUAAAAAAAUGACAACACACCCAGUAUUACAACUCCUUUUUCCUACCAGAGGUAGCCUGUUCAUCACAGACCCUCUAUUUUCUCUUUAGAGAUCGUCGAGCCCGUGAGAAAACAACGUCUGUGUACAGGCUGGACCAGAGGGGUCAAAGCUUACCGUAAAUUAGACCUUUAUGACACCAAACCAAUAAAGCUUAAUAACCGAAGCAUGCAGUCUCUAAAUAUGACAUACAUGACAAAGGACGGAAGUAAUAAGAACCUUACUUGCAAUAUCUUUGUAAGUUUUGUAUAGCAAUAUAUUGCCUGGGGGAGGGUACAUAUGGACUGCCCCAAAGGGUGGCGGGGAGUGGAGAUUUAUGUCUUGAGUCGUAAAAAUUGCUCAACGUCCUUUGGUUUCAAACGUGACAGGGCAGACUUCCAAUCAAAUGGACUGCUCCUGAACAUUUGUUUAAUGAUGCACAGGACAAGGACGUGAGAGUAUCAGAAAAAAGCGACGUGUAAGUUUGUAGCCUGUUCAAAAGCAUCUUUAAAACAAUAAUGCCAGUUGAAUUUUUCAAAGAUUGACAUUUUUUAGAACCCUAUAACCCUUCGUCAGGGUAGAAAAUGGUGAAGAAAAAAAAACCAACCAUGACAACAACAAACUAAAGUGAAAAAAGUAUUUUCAUCCUUCCAAGGAAAGUAUUGCGCUACACCUUGAUAAAACUAGGGCCCACCAACCCCUCGGCCUACCCUUCCCCUAAACCAAAAUUAACACUUAGUUCUUACUUAGAGCAAAAUGUUGGCUUAAGGGAGGGGUAGGUGGGCAGUUUCACUGAAACGUAAAAUGAUCCAACCUUUUUGCAAGUGAUUGCAGGAUAAGAAGAGAGCAUUUUUGGUAAGUUGCAGUCUCAGACAGAAAUAGUUGGGACACUUGAACCGAAAGGUUGAACUAGGGCAGUGGUAAAAGCAAAGAAAAUAUAAGUCACUACAGCGUAAUAAUUUUAUAGGUGUAUAUGUCCAACAUUAGUUCCUAUUAUUAAUAAUUGACUAUGCGAAAUUGUAUCAACAGCUGGUCCUAUGGAGUUGUUCUGUACGAGAUCUUUACCUUAGGUAUGUUUGUCCUGACUUCGUGCAUCAGAAUGCGCUCGCUCGUCUGAUCCAUCACACUCGAUCUUGGCUCGGCUCCUAGUUAAUUUUGAGGGAUACUUCAAAUAAUUGUUAGUCAUUUUGUUAGGAUUUAUGGACUAGACAGUAUUAAGUCUAUCAAACACUCGCAAUAAAUAUGACACAGUCACACGCGCAUAAAGUUAAAACAGUUAUCAUUCCUGUACGUAGUUCGGUGUCGACGGAUAACACCCCUCGAUCUACAUAAUUAUUCAUAUCACGCUCGGCCUUAUUCAAUAAUUGUCAUUUAUUACAUUAUUUUUCCUGCAGGAGGAACCCCAUAUCCUGAUUGGAAUGAAUGGAAAGUGGUUUAUGAGAUUAAAGUCAAUAAACACCGAAUGAGUCAACCGGAACAUAUCAGUGAUGAGCUGUAAGUACUAAAUAAUAUUUCAAUUCAGUGACCCACCCGAUUUAAGUAGAAUCCAUUUUUAACACUUUAAUAGCAAAUCUUUAAACAUACUACCUACAGUACACAACAAAAUAUUGUAGCCAAUCAAAUAAAUUCUUGGCCGACUAAAAGCUCUCUGAACAGCUGACAAGACCGAUUGAAAAAAACAGUAAAAAAAAUGACACAAACACUGGACCAUUAGCUCUGAAACCAAAGAGCUUAGUGCCAGGAAGAACGAAUGCAAGUUAUUAAAUUCCUUUUGCAAAUUCACUAGAACCUGGUAUUUUUUCCUUCACAAUUUGCAGAUACCAGAUAAUGUUAGAAUGCUGGGACGAGGAUCCCAACAAUCGCCCAACGUUCAAGAGGCUUCAUGAAACGAUAACUGAAUUCCUGCAGGUAGAGGUAAAUGAAGUAACGAUUCUUAUCCCAAGACCGUUUUUGUUUGCUAUUAUCAUUAUUAUUAUUAUUAUUAUUAUCAUUAUUAUUAUUAUUAUUAUUAUAAUUAUUAUUGGGUUUCAGUGGCUAGUGAGAAUGAGCCCUCACUCUCUGUUUAAAUGCCCCAGAUGGCGUGCGUUACAGCUGCUGAGACAAGGAUUUUGACUAAAACACCAUACGGGUACACACAGGGUAACAUAACGAGUAACCCACUGAUACACACGCACACGUUCGGAUACAUACGAAUAACAUACGAAUACAUAUGAGUAACAUACGGAUAAACGCGAGUAACAAAUGGGUCCCUUUACAGAAGAGAAAUGUGUUUUUAGUCAUUAUCGAUUUCUAAAUUAAACUCAGGUACUGUUGUGAGAGCUAAAUAUCUCAGAUCAAGUGAUAUAAGUACCUAGACUAGGUUAAGAAAUUGUCAAUUGGCGUUGGGGCCAGAUCGCGAAUCAUGUAAACACCCCCUCCCCAUCAUCUCCGACAAUUCAGUAUUAAAAAUGACCUAAAUGAACGUUUUGUAGCUGGCUUUUCGAAUAUACAUGAUCGCAUGAGUCAGUCACACCUUAAUUGGAAAAUAGAACAAAAAAACUUUCGGGCUACCUGUCGGUAAUCUGAUUCUGAUUCAUUUAGGUUAGAUGUUUAGAAAUUGUUAAAAACUGUCAGAAAUGAACAUUUGCGUGGUUUACUUUUACGUUUUACGUAUGUUGCCCGUAUGUUACUAGUAGUAUGUAUUCGUAUGUACCCGCAUGUAACCGAGUGUUACUCGUACGUUACCUGUAUGUACACGUGUGGUGUCUUAGUCAAGAUCGACAGGAUUAGCUCCUGGCCUUCACGCGGCCAAAGCUAAACUGACAGGAGAAUGGGCGAAAGACGAGUAGCUGGCUCGUUCAAAACUAGCCGCUCAGGGUACGGCUCCUGCCGGCUCAUCAACCUGAGGAAAAGGAAAACCCUGAUUUCAAACCUGUACCGCCUUGUGGCUAUUUUUCUGCCCCAAGGCAGCGUUCGGGAGUAAACCCCAAGGACAAAUCCCUAGUUGGAGUCCCUUAAAGGCGAUCGGCUGCUGUACUCAGCAAUUCUGGCAACUCCUGCGGCGGCGUUGGAGCCGUGUGUUUUGGCAAAAUUGUUCCAUUCUAUAAUACCGUUUUUUCGUCAUUUGUAGCGUGAACUAAAAUAAAGAGCUCGAAAGCAAUAACUAAAAAUAUUCUAAAUAUACUACACCCAACAAUAUCAAUUUUAGGUAAACACUAAGCUAUUUUGUACAUUUUUUCCCAGCAUUAUCUUGAUCUGGAAAAAUACGAGCCAAGCCUGUACAAAAAUGUGGAGGAAAUUGCUUCUUUGAUGAAUCGGCCUGCACCGGAAGGGGAUGUAAAAAACGUUUUAGCUUAAACAACGUGUCAUACAGAUCUGAUUUUCAAACAAAGACAGCAGACUGCAGGGGAGUAGAAAGAAGUAGAAAGAUCAGCAUUCCCUGUAUAUUCAUAGACAAUAACAGUCACAAUAAGCUUAGCAGAAGGCUCUUACUCAGAACACUCCCCAAAAAGAGUAUGACGAGAAAGAAAAAUGUGAAUUUAUUUUAAUCUGAGAAGAGACAGUUGCUGGGAUCAGGUACAUCCAGGCAAAAGCAAAGCGAAAAGGAAACUCUUUCAGGUGGAAUUCAGUGGCGGAUCCAGGGAGGGGCCCGGGGUCCCGCCCCCCUUAUUUUUAGACAAAACUGAGCGCCCCCCGCCCCUCCUUCCCUCUUAUCUGAAGGUCUUCAUCCGCCACUGGAAUGGUAUUUUCAAAUAUUACGAGCAGGAUAUUAAGCAAUUUAAUUUUUACUGUUGCUGUGUAAUGCGAUUGCCUAGUUUUUCCAGUUACAUUGUCCACAAUCGUGGAUUAAUGCAAAUGUUUUACUGUGACAUUACACAAUUAUGUGUCAUUCGCACUUCCAGAGAAUCAGACCAUAUUAAUACAAACGAAGAACAUUUAGCAAUUACUAAUGGUCGAAAAAUAUAAAGCUGAUAUUAGUAUUAAUUAUUCCAGCUUGUAGUUAAUCCGAUAUUGUCAGCAUAGCUAUUGUCCUUAUAUUGUCCUUUCCACGUUUUUUUUUUUCGAUUUUUGACAUGGAUAAAUUAGGGAAAAUCCAUCAACACUAGUGGAAAGAGCGCCCUUAAAGUUAGUAAAAAUGCCGAGUUUGAAAGUGAUCUGUUGAAAACUAACCGGAAGCUAAUAGCAUCUCAAAUUUUGCAAAGUCGCAAAAAUUCACAGACGUUUGUAUAGUGGUGGUGGUGGUGGUGUCUGUAAAUUUUCGGAACUUUGCGGAGCUAUAUCUUCGCCACUUAAGCUGUAUCACUUUAGAUUUUAUUUGUUCAAAUACCAGGCUAUGGUGAUGGGUUGAAAGUUAAUCCGGAAUUUCGCUGCGAAAAUAACAUCAUUCCAAAUCACGAUGCACUACAUAUGCUUGGACUUACUAUUGGUGAUAUGUUGAAAUUCGAUAAGCAAGUCGCCAAUAUCUGUAGAAAAGUAUGUCAACAAGUUGCAGUUUUAAAGCGCAUUAGAAAUGUACUUCCUUUCGAUAUAAGAAUAUUUACAUGUCAUUUAUUGUACCACAUUUCGAUUGCUGUCCACAAACCUGGCUUUCCUGCAAUAAGAGUUCGGCUGGAAAACUGGAGAAAGUAAAUGAAAGAGCUGUUCGGUUUGUUUUUAGAGACCAACACACUAUCUAUGAAGAAUUUCUUGAGCUUUUAGGUAGAAGAAUCCUGAUGGAGCAGACGAAGACAUAAAUGGAGUAAAAUUCUCUGUUCGGUUUUUAAACUCGUAAAUAAUAAAAUGAACCCGGAGGGCUUGGAUGAGUAAAUCUUAUUAUUACAACAAACAACAUAUGCCUUGAGAGGAAAGGACAUUUUGAAAGUGCCAAAGGUCAACACAACACGCUUUGGACUCAAUUCCUGGCGGUAUCAGGCGCCCAAGAUCUGGAACAACUUACCUUAUGUCGUAAGAGCGUCGCUCGAUUUUAAAACGUUCAUAAAACUGUUAGUAUCGACGAAUCGCCUUUUAAAUCAAUUUUGUAAAUAAUUUUUAAUAGUAUUUUAUGUAUGAUAACUUAAUUUUGAAGGUAAAUAACUUUUAUAGUGUUUUAAUUAUUUUUUCUUCUUUAAUUUUUCAUUAACAGUGGCAUACCUGUGAAUUAGCUGGUGAAGUUUUCUUUUUUAACUAACCCAUGUAGCUAAGAGUAGCUAAGAGCAUUCUCCACUUAAAAUUUUCUCUGGAGACAGUAACGGUGAUUCAAACAGAAAAAAUGAUAUGUUUUGUGCUUAGACAUAGAUGAACACCUGUCAGCAAAUAUGCGAACAGCGGAGGAGAGCAGAUUAGUUCUAGAGGCAGAAUAUAGUGGACAUUCACGAAAAAAAUGCCUAAAUGUCUCGUUGUGGAAACCACAAAAACAAACAUUCAAAUCUGGCAGUUUUACAAAUUUUAAGCCACUCUUUCCAGUGGUGUUGACGGAUUUUUCCCCGACUGGUUUAUGUCAAAAGUUGAAAAAACCGUGAAGGGGAUAGUUAAUUAAUUUAAUUGAUUUGGAUAGUUUAAGAUAAGACUACCUUAAAUAGACAAACUGUCCAAUUUAAGAAAAAUAGGACAGCUUGACUGAAUCAAAUACCAUAACAUAGAACAGGUAAUGUACACUAGCCAACCAGAGCAUUAGUAAGCCAUCUUUGUACAUUUUCAGAACUGUCCUUUGAAUAUUUCGCAGAAUACAAUUUACGACACGGAUCCAAUAUUAUUUGGCCGCUUUAAAAUGUGUUCACGUGUCAGUUUGUGAAGAGCUUAAGCAACGACGACGACGACGGCAACGAGAACGGCAAAAAAGCAAGCGAAACAACAACUUUGCACGUGCAUCACGCCUUUUUGUACAUUUCUUUGCCGUCAAUGCACUACUACAACGUGAAAGUGCCUAAUUGCACGUUUUGUCGAACACACGACAACAACUUUCUUUUUCUUUUCCUGAACUCUGAUACAGUCCUUUGAAUUCAACUCCAAAAAAGUGCCAACAUUUGUUAAAUUAAACGAGAUGGAAAAAGCGUGAUAAAGUUUGAGGCAGCGCGAACUCACUAGCUUUUUAAGUAACGUUUUCGUAGCCGUGGCCGACCUUGCAGCUUAAGCCUCCUUUAAAUGCUGGACGAGUACUUAAUCUUAUCUUGUAUUUUAAUAUGAUCUAGCUUAAGCGAAGGCACGCGUCUUUUUAUGAAAAAAAAAAGGAGGACAAAAGCAAACAAACAAAAAAAAAAAACUUUUAAGCUUUCGAGAGCGUUUGUUUUGGGUAGGAAAUGAGAUUGUCAGAAAAAUGUGAUGAAUUCGUCUUCUAUGUCAAAUUAGCUCUCGACCUAGACAAAUGACGCGUACAUUAAGAAAAAAAAACGCAUUUAUAAUUCUUGAAAAGUUAAAAUUUGACAAGUGUCUUAAAAUUCUGCGGCUGAAAAUCUAGCUGUUGUUUUCUGGGGAAACAAAUUUUAACAAAAAGCCGAGAAUGUUAUCUUGAAAAAAAAAAUCGGGUCUCGCAGUUGAUAAAUAUUAGAUUAAGCAUUGUGUACCUUUUAAAGCCGUCGUAACGCAGUUUACUUAACAGCGACAAAUUAAUUUUUUCUUUUGAAUAAAAGCUUUACCUGCAUCACAUUAUUUAAAAGCUUAUACAUCCAAGGACUAUUAAAAAAGUAUCAGACAAUACAUCAAGCUAAUGCAGGCAGAAACGUUGAACAAGCUUGAUUACUGAACUGACGUUGGAAAAGAGAUGGCUUUAGGCCAUUCCGUUUCUCCUGCGAUGCUUGCUUACGGAUUUUUGUUCAUUGUAAUCUGGUCUUUCACAAAAAAGCAAUGUCUGGGAAAAGAAGGUAAGUAUAGUACAAUUUUAUUCCCUUAAUAUGCGACUGAAACUUAAUUAAGCUUUUUCUGAUAUAUCUUAAUUCGGCCUGUUGGUCAAUCACUCAUGAUCAGUUCGAAGAAAAAUCUUGAUGAGACUUGGGUAUCAUAGGUAAAGUAUGCCAUACGCUGAUGAAAAUUGCAAAAUAACAAAAAGAUACAAGAUUUUCUGGCUACACAGUGCCUUUCCCGAGGUAAACGAAACGAAAAAGCCACACCUCCUUUCACGAGCUGUCAAUAAAUAAUCAAUCGGUUUUUAAUUUCGUUCGUGCGCCCGAUGCCGCCUUCUAAGAGAAAAUAGAAGGUCUCUGUGAACAGAUCAGAUGGGCUUAGGUUGGGUUCUUUAACCCUUAUGUGUGUGUCAGGUGAUUUUUCUUACGAAAAACAAAUUAUAUCUGAUAGAUCGCUCAGCUGUUAGUUAAAAGACUUGGAUGGCUUGGAAUCGCCAACAACAUUUGUGCGGUGAAAUGUCACUCUCUUCCAUUUCUUUUCGUUCUAAAUAUUCUCAUUGUUUGCCAUUUUUGUUAUUUUUGAGUUUCUUACAACCUUUUGGAAUUUAAAACUAAAUGUAAAGCCCAGUUUUAUCAGAUUUAAAGACGAUCAUUAAACAUUAAUUUCCUUUGUGUUUUUGUUAAUUAUUAUUAUAACAAGAUUUGUUCAAAACGUUAAAAAUACCGCACCAGAAUAGCUGCUGCUCAAUAGUAAGUCAUUUGGAUUUUCGAAGAUUUUUCAGUCUUUGCAAUGCAUGCCCCUAAUUUUCUAACGCCUUAUUUUCAAAGUGAUGAAAUUUUGAGUGUCAAGUUUUAAUUAAAAAAAAAAAAAUUAAAAUCGGGAUCUAAUAUCAGCCGGAUACCUCUUGUCAUUGCGAAGAACGACGCAUUUUAUGUUAUUGUGAUUUUCGAUGCACUUUUGUUAUAUAAGGCACAUCUUGUAAACACUACCAACAAUUAAUUACGACUUCUGGUUCGACAGCGGUUUUCUAGCUACUAAUAAUAUAACAGUGGUUGAAGGCUUGUCUUGAAAACGUUUUAAAAACGUUUUCAUUUCAACACUACGAUUUAAUAAUUUUCGACCUCCAGGCAUACAAGGGGCCGGUGUUUGCCUAAAACAGUCCCAAACCCCUUGUAACUUAAUCGAAAAACGUUAAAAUCGUCUUUUGCCGAUUUUUUUCAUCCAGAUUGGCAUUUUAUGGCCAGAUUGAGUUGUUUUAUGCUCAAAAGUGAAUUUUCUUAAAAAACUUGGUACUCUGCUUAUUCGGAAAACCUAAAAAUCGUCUUUUGUUGAUUUUUUUCACCCCAACUGGCAUUUUAUGGCCAAAUUUAAUUGUUUUAUGCUCAAAAGUGGAUUUUCGUAAAAAAAAAAUUCGUACUUUGCUUAACCCAUUCGCUACUGGGAAUUUCGCCGAAAAUCGCGUUUAGUGAAGCUAGUAGAGUCGUUUUCUGGUCACUGUCUAUCUAUAAAGAGCUAAAAUUUACCACAAAACCGUUCAUAAGUCAUGCACUAUCCAAAUGCUGAAUAUUAUCUUCAGGCAUGCGCGGAAGGCAAAUUUCCGCUUUCUGUCCUCCCUUCUUCUUUCGCUUUUUUCCCCUCAUUAUUUGUUUCUUUUGCUGAGCAUUAACAGGCUUCAUUUCGGUGGGAAAAGUGUUUGGGAAAGCUUUUAGGAUCUUAGGAUUUGAUGAAAGGAAAGGUAAGUAAACUAGGUGGGUCGUGGAACAAGAUAUUUAUGGGAAUUUUCAGGUCAAUGUUGCAUGGUUUCUUGCCUUUUCUCCUGCCUACUUGACCAGAACAUGUUCAUUCUGGUAUGGUUUGAAAGAUCUCUUCACCCUGCACAAGUUAGCUCAUAAGGUUGUCCUUGAACCGUAAAACUGAUCACAUCAAAAGCGGUAGAAGGGAGUUGGAUUCUCACGGGCGGUUACGGGCGGUUCAGGGAAGAAUGGGUUAAAGAGUUGUUUGAACCGGCUUUCAAGCCUUUUCUGAAAAAAAUACAAGUUUUUUUGAGAGUUUCCAGUCAGAAAGUGUAUCAUCUAAGAGAAAUUAAGACAUUUAAGGCUCUGGUAUGAAUUAACAUUUAAUCUAUCUGUACUAUUAUUGACAAUAAAAUAACUAAAUUUUCGGUACAAUCAAAGAUGGUAGGGACGUCAAAACUCGCCUAUUAACCUGAUAACAGUUGCUUUCGGGAAUUGUCGCUCUGAAUACCAUUUGGCAUUUAUAACUGAAUUAGCUCUGAUUCUGAACAUUUUAGCGCUACAGCCCGACCACAACAAGCUUCUUUGCGUUCGCUGUCAGGAGAAUGCCACCUAAAUUGAACGCGCGAGAGGCCUGCCUACGAUUUUUUUUAGCAGAAAGAAACUCAAUUUUAAGAAGUUUGGGUCAAGUACCGGAGACGGACAUACGGGAUUCUUGUGGUUGCAGUCAAAUGAGUUGUCCUGUUUAUGACUGCUAAUUUUUAGUGCUCAUCUAAUACCAGCUCAAAUAGGCCAUUUAUACGAUGGCGUCAUUUUCCUUCUAUUACCAGAAUCUUUCAGGAUUUUGAUUUCUUGUACAAAUUAGGGUUUUGUUAUUUGAACCUCGAUGGGGUUACCAAAUUUAAUAUGAAAGAAAAAACGAAAUGAAUUCUGGCCUUAGUAGUAAAAAGACGUCAUCAUGCAAAUGGGAUAUUAAACAUGACGCCUUUAAUCGGCGACAUUGAGCUGCAGUGGUAUAAUAUUUAGUUAGUCCUAUCCCGAGAAAUAGAGAGACAGAGAUAGAGAUGGACGUAUAUAUGUAGAUCAGUUAGAGGGAGUUCUCUUGACCGUAUAGUCCAGUUUGGAAGGCGUCGAGGCUGCUGAAUAGAAGCACUAAAGACUCACUUAUACAGGGUUAGCCUCGACCUAAAGUAAAUUAUUCAUAAAUAUCAAAGAGGAGGUGCCUGAAUUUGAGUUUGAAACAAUGGACACAGUUGAACACAGGUCUUCUUCUGACUGAAAUUUGUCAAUAUACUUACCUUAGGUCGAGGCUAACCCUGUAUAAAUGGGUCUUCAAUGCUUCUAUUCAGCUGCCGCGACGAAUUCGAAUCUGGACCAUACCGGAAUAAGGAUAAUGGACUAAACCUAAAAAUCCCUCCUCUUGGCCUCCAUUGCAUGGUACUGAAUCCAGAAAUGUUGCCUCGGUUGUUUUUCGGGUGUAAUUAUGGGAAAAAUAACUUCACCCAAGAAUGUAGUUUUCGUUCCAAGUCUGUCAUUUUGCUUGUUUAUCGGGAAAUCCCGUCAAAAGUCAAAUGAGCAUUAAGACACGCAAUGCCUUAUGGGUGAUCCAUCCGCCAUUUUGUCUUUUUUCGACGUAGAAAGCUCAUUUUAUAAUUGGACAUGCCACAGGCAGCCUAAUAAUACGACUUGAGCUACUAUACAGUCCUUUAAAGUCUACCAUUUGAUUCUCUCUUCAUGUUUGUUACAGUUGAGACGACCUUGGGCACAAUACCCAAAAAGGAAGUAAAUUGGACAAGAGUCAUCAUCAAAACAAAAAAACGCACAUAUGAUGUUGGAGAUACGCUGGACCUAGAUUGUAAAGUUAAGGAAACGAGCAAGCCCAUUUUUGCACAGUGGAUAAAACAUGCCGGAGACAUUGUCCUCGAAAAUAAAACGAUUCCACCUGCCACCGAUGAUUUUAAACCUCAGGAAUACCAUCGUCUCCGCCACAAAAUCAAUAAGGUUUCCCUCGAUCAAACAGGAACAUAUAUUUGUCAAGCUAAAAUUUCAACAAAUUCCUCACAACCCGUCAAGGCCUAUUAUACCUUAAGAGUCAGAGGUAAUCAUCAUCAUCAUCAUCAUCAUUAUUAUUGUUAUUAUUAUUAUUAUUAUUAUUAUUAUUAUUAUUAUCAUUAUUAUUAUUAUUAUUAUCAUUAUUAUUAUAACUAUUAAUAUUGUUGUAGUUGUUAUCAUUAUUAUUGUUUUGAUGUCUCUCACCUGUAGCUGGCCUUGUUUCGGCACGAAACUUGGCUAUCCAAUAUAGUGUGAGCAAAUCCUCAGACUCCGUUUAGACGGGUAAGGAAAAGUUAUUGAACGGACGAAUUUUUUUGUGCAACCCCUUUACACGGAACCGUGCAAAUUAUAUUACAGUACUGUUUACACGAGUCCGUACAAUUUUUUCUGUCGGUGACAGCACUGGAAUGGCUUAUUUCAUCAAAGCCGGGUAACUAGGCUCUAAGCUUUUACCGCGCAAACUGUGCAAAAACUCGCACUGUUCAGGUGUUUAAAAGAGUCCGCCGAGUGGAGUGGUCUCUAACAAAAAUAGAACAUUACAUAGCCGCUUAGGGAUACGAAAUUUCUCUUUUCGCGUUGAAAAAAGAAAUUUUACACAUGCACGUUUUCUGCGCUCUGUGGUGAAAAAUUUGUUCGACCCUCGAAGAGAAAUUUCCUGUCUCGGCGUUGCCAGGAGCUCAAGUGGGAAGGCGUUUUUGAGCAAAGUGGGUCAACCGGAAGGAAUAUGCGUUGACGCUAUUGAAUUUGUGUUGCGUUGUCCCGUUUUCUUAAAGUGACUAUUUACCCAAAAAUUUGCCGCAAAACCACUGUCCAAGGAUGCAAAAAGCCCACUUUCGGUUGAUGUGCGUGGCUUAAAACGUAACUAUUUGCCUUAGCCUGCGAGCAAGCUCUGCUGGGGCUCCCGGGUGUACGGUCGGGGGCAGGGAAGCUCCCCAGGAGAACUCCAAGAGAGCUUGCUCGCAGGUUAUAUUUGCUUAAGCUCCCUGUUCCCUUGACUAUUCACCGUACAGCGUAGAACUGACAAUGAAACUGUAGUUGAUAUAAUUUUUUUCCUUUUUGUAUGCAUAAUUAGCAAAGCCUCCGAAGACACAAUCUGUCACAUCAAGCGACAGCAACAGCACAGCAUUAGUGGCGUCUGUGAGUGUUCUGUCGGCCCUUCUAUUCCUGAUGACUGGGAUUUGCUUAGUUUAUCAAAGAAGGCGUUUUGUAGGUAUGUGAUUUUAAACAGAACAAAAUUGCACAAUUAAGACCGAGUGUUGGGGGCUUCAGAAGCCCCUGUCUAAAACUUUUAAAAUAAUGUACACGAUAUUUUCUCAUCAUACUGGCUUCUUCCUAAUUUGGUAUUCCUAUUUGAGGUUAAUGACCGCAGUACAUUGAUUGAUAAUUCCUUGUUUAAAAUACAUUUUAAGGCUUUUAUUUACGAAGUGUUGCACAAGUGAUUUUUAGGUACGUUAAUGUCUUUAUUCUUAUGAAAAACUCAAUUAAUUUAUAGUUUUGAAUUGCUUGUUUAUUUUCCAGCACAAAGAAAUGAAUUUUUACAAAGAAUGGAAAGAAAUCUUGAAAGGUAAUUUUUUAAAAUUAAAGAAGGCCAUAACUUAAAAAUUUAGUAGAACUUAAAUUCACAUCUAUAUCAUUAUGACAUCAACCAUCAUUAAAGCAUGGUACAUUACUAAUAAUGGAGGGCAUCUCUUUUGCCAUCUUCAUGACCAUUAUCGCUCGUUUGAACUCUCACUUAGUACCAAACAUUAUCUAGGCACCUCGCCUGUUUCCUGACAAAGCCGUGACAAACUGAACCACUUACAACCGCGCAGAAGCAACUUAUUGCACAGCACUUUGCUUUUGAUGAUCUGAGAUCCUUACUGGAUUUAUAUUUUUUAGAAACCGUUCAAAUUCAGGGUAAAUUAUUGCUAAAACUUGUUGACAACAGAGACCUUCAAGAUUCGAAGACGAAUACAAGAAAUACGAGAUUUUCUCAGUACUAUUAAAGCCGUGUGCGGGAGUUUCGCUGGAAAUCGUGAUAGCCGUCGUCCGUCUUACUACGUGCUUUAGGGAAAGGGCUUAACCUCCUAAAAUAACGCUGGUGAAUUUCCUGGCAAAAAAAAGUAAAAUUAAGCUUUUGAGGUUGAUACUUUUUUUGGAUGAAAACGGCGAAGAAAACUAACUUUAAGUCAAAUCUCCUCCUCUUGGUCGACCGUCCUCGUCUUCGAAUCUAAGGUCUCUCUUCUUUUUUUGCUUAUAAUUUUUUGUUUUCAGUGAAGAUUGUGACGGUGAGUGUGAUCCCAGAUACCUUUCAGUCUCAGCUACAUGUUGGGAAGUGGCGCCAAAACAAGUCGACUUACAACACACUCUCGGAAGCGGUUCUUUCGGUGAAGUAUGGAAAGCUGUUGUCAGUGGAUUGAAGGGGGUUGCUGGCGAGACAACAGUUGCAGUUAAAAAGUUGAAACGUAAGAGCUUCCACAACAGAAUGUUCUUUUUCUAAAGUUUCAAUUUCACGGUACUGACAGUCAAACCUCAGGCCGCGUUAUAUGGAGAAAAGUUUCCCCGGAUAAAAGAGUCAACCACCAAGACCAGUCAACUUCAGCGAGUGUUUUCACAUAACGUCACGGAGAACAUAUUGGUGUAGACUACGAGUAGUCCCCAUUUUUCCUCAGGGAUAUAGUAAAGCGAGGGAAACGUACUGUAAUUUUGGCGUCCCAAAACAAUGAAACGGCGGCCAUGCUGGUGUCCUAAACCAGUCCUUUGGGAGUUGAACUCUUUUCUUAUGCAAACGCUUUCUUUUGUUCCAAUAAAUUUUCAUAGCUGCUGGCCGCGUGACUGAAAACGCUCUACAUCGCUCGCGCAUGCUCUUUUUGUCUCUCCAUGACCGAGUUGACUCUGCAGGACGAGCCAAAGCAUUUAUAUGGAGAAAGGUUGGCCUGGCUAAGAGGGUGACCCUUCCAUCACAAAAAGGUGACCCAGCUUAAGGCGGGUCAUCCUUUUAGCCGAGCCAACAUUGGCCAUUUUUAUUGUACUAAGGACGCAUUUUCCAUCUAGACCAAGUUGGGUAAACAUUUGCAUUUCGCGGUCUGGUUAUGCGUCUGGACAAACUUUCCUUCGAAAUACGUCUUGAACGGCGCACUACGAAAGAUAGUUCGUCUGUUGCAUAAUGCAUAUUGUGCCUGUCUUUAUUCCAGAGACGCAUAACCAGACGAACUACAAAAUAUUUGACCAAGUUAUGUUUUUCAUGUAUUGCUUUGCCACGUUUUGCAAGGAAGAGUAUGAAAUGUUGCCUCACCUAGGGUAGCUUGGGUAGGGGAGUGACCCUUCUACCCAGAACAACUUUUCUCCAUAUAAAUGGGGCUUCAAACAGACUCACUGACCAGGCCCAAGUUGUUCCAUAGGUGGAUAGCGCUAUCCAUCGGAUAAAUCGCUAUUCAGUGGAUAGUGCAAUUGGUUUCCCUAACACUUAUCCACUAGACAGUGACUUAUCCGAUGGAUAGCGCUAUCCAGCGUUUGAACAACCCGGGCCAGGUGAAUAACACUAUGCACUGGAUGAAUCUCUAUCCACUGGAUAGCGCAAUUGGUUUCCCUAAUACUUAUCCACUGGAUAGUAGUUUUUCCGAUGGAUAGCGCUAUCCAGCUUUUCAACAACUGGGGCCUGAAAGACAGGAAAAUUACAGAGCUGUACUACCCGUUUAGCAGAGGUGUCCGUGUUAUAGGGCUAUUAAUCGUACUGAGUUUGUUAUAGUAAGGAAUAUCAGAACUGUCGGUAAUUGGUAAUAGAGAGGUGUUCGUCUGUGUACAAAGCAAUUGCAGCGUCGGCGAGAGCACCAGGCAAUGCAAAAGGUAAGAUCAAGAACGGAAAAUACACGAAGGCAGAUCGAAACAACUGAUUUAUGUUCAGGCAACAAUAAUGCACAACACAGCUGAUAAGGCAUAGUCUUACUUUGGUUCCUUAUGGACACCUCUCUAUGAUUACAGUUCAGAGAUACCAAACUUCAAGCCAUUCCUUUUUUGACCUCUAUAAUAACACUAUGCCCUGUCCCGCUUCGUGUCCAUAAGAAUCCUUUAAACCCCUAUUUCAACAAGCAUUUUCUCCACACUGUUUUUCAUUCAUUUUCUGUUAAUGAUUAGAAGAAAUUUUUUAACAAUCAUGACCUUGUUGAUUAUUUCCUUUUUCUGACAUGUUGGUCAUUCUAAAUGGGUGAUUGAGGGUUCAGGAGGUUUGACUGUAUUUUGAACCUUCGCAGGAAACUGUUCGGACGUUGAAAAGAAGUCACUAGCGCAGGAAAUUGAGCUGGGCAAAUCUUUAGAUGGGAACAAACACCCAAAUAUUGUCAACUUCCUGGGAUGCGUGUCCACGUCAGGUAACGCAUUUUGUGUAUUUUGACUAUAAACAAACUGUGUCCCAGCAAUUGAGCUCCCAGGAGGAUGACGACGGAGUUUCUCUUUUUUGGGAAAUUAUAGAAAGCACCGGGCAACUGCUAAAAGGAUUGGGAGCGUAAACAACCAAAAAAUAAAAGAAUCAAGUAAAAAGUCUUGAACGUACAGCUUACUCAGACAGGAUGUUUGCUCCGAUCUCCGCAUAACCAGGUACAUUUGCGUGUCGUCAGCAAAUAUCGUAGACUGCAUGUGUGAUGAUACUCCCUUCAGUGGGCGCAAUGAAGAGGGAAAACAACAACGGGCCUUAAACCGAACCCUGAGGAACACCAUAGUCUAAGUAAGCCGGACUAAUGUCAACAUCUUUGAUGCAAAUUGACUGCCAACGAUUAGCCAGAUACGAUUCAAUGUAUGCCAGGGCAGAACUCUUCAACCCAAAACGGGUGUACAAUCUUUUGAUCGGGACAGCAUGGUCGAUAGUGUCGAAAGUAGACGAUAAGUCAAGCAAUACCAGGACAUCAUCACCGUCAUUAUCAAGGGCCAAAAUUAUGUCAUUAGAAACACGCAACAAGGCAGUUUAAGUAACAGAAGCAUGAUCAGAGGUCAUUUUGAAGGAUAACGUAACCAAGAAAUAAAUUCUCACCACAGCUUGUAAUGCUGGGAAAAUUCAGCCUCGGGGUUACACGCUUCCAUGUGGAAGUUGAAAUCGCCACAAAUUAGACAGCUUGUAUUUGAAAUGGGUAGAUCUUCAAUAAGCCUACUGAAAUCAUCGAAGAACAUAGACGAGUUCAAUUUGUCUUUGGUUGAUAGAGGUGGUCGAUAGAUAGUACUGGUAGUUAAGUAGUUAAUUUAUAAAGAGGUAUAUAUAGAGAGAGUAUCUCAUUUGUAUGCUUAACUUAUGCUUCACCAACUUUGGAUAACUUUUCUUGUUUCUAGCUCCUAUGAUGUUAAUCUUGGAAUAUGUACCAUACGGGGAUUUGCUAGGCUAUUUAAGAAAAAGCCGAGGAAUGGAAGAUAAGUACUACACGUGCCCAGAGAGCUGCCAACAGGAAGUGACGUCAUACGAUUUGCUUUCAUUUGCGCAGCAGAUUGCUUCGGGAAUGAGCUUUCUGGCUUCUAAAAAGGUUAAUGCCUCUCAGUUUCUUUCUUUGUUCAUGUUUUUGGGAUUAUAAAGAAUGUAUCUUCCUCAUUUACUCACUAGGCGCAAUAUUUGCCAAUUGUCACAAAUUUUUCUAUUCAAGACACAGGAAGCAAUUGACGUGGGUAGGAGUAAGGCAUUGCAAUAGGGAAGUUAUGUGCCCGGAAAGGAAAAAAAAUUAUUUAUUGGGACAAAGGUGAAUAUUAUCUAAACAAAAAAAGAGGCGUCGACUUAAGACAGAACCCUGUGGGAUACGAAUGGAAAAAGUAAUCUUGGUUGAUAUAGAGCCAGGUUAACAUGACUUUCCUUGCAGUAGCUCAGGGUUUGAGCCAUGGAAAGCCAUGUUUCAAUUCUCUCGGAGAAUCCCAUUUUUUUGUCCUACUCUCGCGACAUUACGAUUAUUGCCUUAAGUUUUCCUUAUGUGCCUCUCAUGAAGCUUUUUUUUUAUCAUCCGCGAAAGACAAUACGGAUUACUUCUGCAAUGUUUUAAGGUUGUGUUUCAUCUAGCCAAAGGAAAGGUUCUAAUAAAUUUGCCUAUUCUUUCUAGUCGAGGCCUACUAACAUGAUUUACACUGUUAUCAUGCGACAGUUCUCUUGGCCAAAAAGAUACAAAACCUAAAGUUUAUACUCUCCCAAACUCUAUAUUAUGGAUAACUCUGAUUUACGACUUUUGCUUUGACUUUUUGGUGUUUGUUGUCUAUAUCUGGUAAUAAUGAAGAUGAUGACGAUGAUGAUGGUAACAAUAAUGAUCAUUUUUGAUACUGUUGCUAGAUCCUUCACCGAGACCUUGCAGCUCGCAAUGUUUUAGUAGGCGUGGGAAGGAUCUGUAAAAUCACAGACUUUGGACUGGCUCUCAUAAGAGACAAAUAUCAGUAUCUUUACUGCACUGCAAUACGAAAGGUAAUUAUCAAAGCACCGCUAUGUACAGUUUUACUUUGGCCGUGCAGCCUCUUCCGGGGAGUUACUGCUGGAAACUUUUGGUGGGGUUGCGGCCUGCUUCGUGAGCCAAACCCUAUUCAACUUGAGAUGAAAUUUAUUUAUUGUUUUGCUCUAUUCUAUUUCAGGCCUGUACCGAAAUUGAAAUUGCAUCCCUAUUUCAUACCACUUUUUCGCACGAUACACACUCGGCUGAUACGUGUUUCAAGUUUCCAGAAAAUGCUUUACUUUGAGUCACCAGAGAUUUGGAGGCGGGUUUUCAACUCCAAGAUUCUAUUCAAAAUUCCUUAAUUAAGAAACUAAUUAUAACAAAAAGUGACAACAAUAGCAACUGUACUAUGUCCACUUAUUUUUCCACCCAGAGGGUACAAGUCUUACUCUUUUUCAGACCUUUAAGAUCAGACCAGAAGGGUUUAACAACUGAAGCAGUCUCUAAAUAUGACAUACACUACAGAGGAUGGAAAACCUUUAAAAGUGUGUAUAUGGACUGUCCCAAAGGGUGGCAUUUAAUGUUUUUCCAGUUAAUAACUGUUGAGCUUUAACGUCAUUUGGUUUCAAACGUGACAGGGAAGACUUCCAAUCAAAUGGACUGCUCCUGAACAUUUGUUUAAUGACGCACAGGACAAGGACGUGAGAGUAUCAGAAAAAAGCGACGUGUAAGUUUUAGCCUGUUGAUACUCAUUGUCAGAGAUCAACAAAAAGAUUUAACUUUUUAAAAUUUCAGGGUGAAAUAUGAUGAAAACACUUUUUGUACUGCCUUCUUUAAAAACAAACAAACAACACAAGAACAAUAUUACGCUAAUAUUUUCAAAUAAUUGUGAGGUGAAAACGUGUUUUCAUCGUUCCAGAAAAAAAUCUGAAAGCGCAACAAAAUCUCUUUGCAAGAGUUUGUCAGAAGAUAGAGGAGUAGAGUUUAAGCUAGUUAAUAUAAAAUCUAUCUUCUCUUCAAAUCUUGUUAUAACUUGGCACUUGGACAGCGAUAAUAGCAAAGAAAGUAUAAUUAUAGUAGUGUAGGAAUGCGUGUCCAACAUAAGUUCUUAUUAUUAAUGAAUGAUUAUGCAAAAUUAUAUCAACAGCUGGUCUUAUGGAGUUGUUCUGUACGAGAUCUUUACCUUAGGUAUGUAUCUCGCUAGCCAUUAUCUUGGCACAUAGUUUUGAGUUAUACUGGCAAUAACUGUUUGUGACUUUGUUAGAAUUUUGAAGGUGUUGGAAUUAAUACCUCUAUCAAAUUAUUAUGACGUCAAAUUUGACACAUGCGUACUAUGAGCUUCCCAACUCCACAAAAACUAGCAAUCUUCUCUGCAUCAGGACAGAAAUUUAAAACUAUAUAGUUCGGCUCCUUCCCGGUCUGCAUAAUUUUUCAUAUCAUAACCAGGCCUCUCUAACAAUCACUAAUUAUUAUUUUACCCUUUUUUUCCUCUAGGAGGAACCCCAUAUCCUGAUUGGAAUGAAUGGAAAGUGGUUUACGAGAUUAAAGUCAAUAAACACCGCAUGAGUCAGCCAGAACAUAUCAGUGAUGAGCUGUAAGAAAACAAGAAUUUCUGUAUAGCAAUAAUGGUUCGGCUUUCGAACGAUAUGAAGAAUUAUGGAGAUUGCAGAGGGAAGGAGGGUCACUUAUCCGACGUGGCCGAGGACAGAGGCGGAUAACACUCUCCGAGAUCUGCACAAUUCUUCCUAUCAUAAGAAAGCCUAGUUCAUUAACUGUUUUAUUAUUCACUCAACUAUUUCAGACGUAAAUUAAAACUUGCCUACCUCGAUCUACGUAAAGUUCCCGUCUUCAUACUAUUUGCCUGCUCUUCGACAGUUUCACUUUAAACAAAAGUUGUCGUCUGUCAAGUGAUAUUUUCUUAAUAGGUAAGGUAAAGAGGUGAAGGGCGCGCCACACGAGCAAAAGACCGAAACGGCCGGAGUUUAUACCGGUUUCCUUAGCGUGAAGCAUGCCUAGGAACAUUGCUACUCGCCCCCCGGACAGGAUGCUAGCCUAUCGCAGUGUUACCUCCCAGCAGUAUUUCGCCGGUACCCAUUUAUACACCUGGGUGAAUCGAGGCAAAGUGGAGUAGAGUUCCUUGUCUAAGGAAACAACACGACGGGCGAGGCUUGAACUCCAGAUCUCCAGAUCCGCUGUCCGAGGUGUUAACCGCUCGGCCACAAACGCUUCCAUAUUUUCUUAAUACUUGUCAUGAUUUUAGCUUUAAGUUUGGCCAUUUUUCUUUUCAAAACGUGAAAUCUUCAGCUCAAAUAAAAACAGCUGAGAUACCGCGCACUCUAUUGUCCCUUUUUGACGAUUAUCAGCACAAUUGGCGUCCAUUGUAUUGAUAUCGGCUAAAGUGAUUUGUACUUAUUGCACAAAACAAAAUAUCAACCAAUCAAAUAAAUUUCGUUCUGCAAAACUCACCAGAGUCCGAAAUUUUUUUUCUUCUCAAUUUGCAGAUACCAGAUAAUGUUAGAAUGCUGGGACGAGGAUCCCAACAAUCGCCCAACAUUUGAAAGGCUUCAUGAAACGAUAACUGGAUUCCUUAAGGAAGAGGUAAAUAUUUCCAUUCUUUCAUUCUUGAUAAUCUAUCUUGCUAUUAACCUGAAUAGGUCAUCACGUGCUACCUUCUGGACUAGUCGAUCUAGUUUUCUCUCGUCAAACUGUUUUUUUCAAUUGCCAGCAUCCGUUUAUUGAUAAAACGAUGGUCGUUAAUACGCCCGCUGAACCAAAAGCACGGGUAUUAGUUCUGGGUUAGGAAUAUGCCAUUCAUGCUCAACAAAGAUCGCACUCGAUUCAUUCAGAGUCUUUCUCGAGUACGCUAAAAUCAAGCAAGCGAAGAAAGACUCUACUGGCAGGGUGGCUAUUAUUGUCGUUUACUUGUAAUAUUAGUUACAUCUCGCUCGAAUGGCUGUUGAUUUGCAGUAUUAACUCUGUGAUUCGUUUUGAACAAGAUGCAAAUGGUUAGCGAAAAUCAUCGGCGAGAUUGUUUCUAAUCAUUCUCUGCUUUUUACAUGUAUUUCACCCUUUGUAGCUAAAACCAAUAUGAUAUGGUCGCAAAGAAUUAAAACUAAUAUUUAAUUAACAACAAUACAAAUUACAGAUAGCACGUUUUACGAUACCUAAAAGCUAUUUUUUCGCAUUAUUGUUUUAGCAUUAUGUUGAUCUGGACAAGUACGAACCAAGCUUGUACACAAAUGUGCAAGAAAUGCCUUCUAUCACGACUCAGCCUGCACGGCAAGAAGAUGCAGAAAACGUUCUUGAAAAGAUAGAUAAAGAUUCAAGAGUUUCUGCAAACAAAGAAUUUAAACUGUAG